AUGGCCACCAAUUCACUCACCUUUUCCACGUGGCAACAAGCGCGAUGGAUGCAGCCACCGCAGCCGUCCACGCAAGCGGACAUUGCGGCAGCGAGGGUGCAAUCGUGCACGUACACCGCGCGGCACUCGCGCAUCGGGAGACCAGCCCGUGGAGCGCCAUCCCGCUUCGGCCUCGUGCAAUUAGCUGGUCCGCGCGGCGUGCCUAUCCCUCUCCGCGCCCACCGCCGUGCCGCGCGCGCCACACGAGGGUCUGCCGCGCGGCCCACCGCCGCGAGUGCGGCAGCCGAUGCUGCUACGUCGAGCGCGCAAUCUGCGGGGGACGUGGCGAUAUCGAUCUCGACGUUCAACAUCCUGGCGCCCAUCUAUAAACGACUGGCGGGCGAGGCGGUGCGCGAGAGCGCGUUCCCCGAGGAGUGGAUGACGCGCAACGAGCGCAUCCUCGCCGCUGUGCGCGCAACCGAAAGCACCGUCGUGUGCCUGCAGGAGUUCUGGUUCAACGCGGACCUGGAGCGCAUGUACCACGACGCGCUCGAGGCGCACGGCUACCAGCUCUACAAGCUGCCGCGCACCAACGCCAGGGGCGACGGGCUGGUGACGGCGGUGCGCGGCGGGGAGGGCGUGAGCGUGGCGGACUACGAGCCCAUCCUCUUCAACGACUGCGGGGACCGCGUCGCACAGCUGCUGCGCCUGCGCGUGCCCGGGGGCGGCGAGAUGCUGGUGGUGAACACGCACCUUGCUCUUCCCGCACAACGCCAACUCCAGCCUCAUCCGCCUCCGCGAGUACACCAGCCCAUCCAUCCCGCACGCCAUCCCCCUCGCUCCCCCUCGUCCGCUCAUCACCCCCACCCCCAGGUGUACAAGGUGCUGGAGUACCUGGAGCAGUACCGCCAGCGCCACCACCUGCCCGCACUGCCCAUCGUGCUCUGCGGCGAUCUGAACGGCACCAAGGCGGGGCGCGUGUACCGCUUCCUGCGGUCACAGGGCUUUGUGUCGUGCUAUGACACCGCCAUGCAGCACCCCGACCAUGACACUCGUUGGGUGUCGCACCGCAACCACCACGGGGUGCUGGUGGGCGUGGACUACAUCUGGCUGCUCAACCCCAGCGCGCAGGACCAGCCUCUCACCGCCGACUGGAAGGCCGCCAUCUUCCAGAUGAUCAAGGCGAAGCUGGGCGAGGCGGGCAUGGAGGAGGAGCGGCAGGCGUUUGACUUCUUCCGCAGUGAGAGCGAGGCGGGUGCGGAGGCGCAGGGCGAGGUGGCGGAGCACGUGACAGUGGAGCAGUUCAACUACGCCAUGGACCAGCUGGGGCUGACGGGCGAGGGCACGGUGGGGCUGACGCGGGCGGAGAUAGAGGAGCUGGUGCAGUGCGUGGACACGGAUGGCAACGGCGUCAUUGACUACGAUGAAUUCAAGCAUUUCAGCUUCCAUGAUUCAUCCUGUGCUUUCUCCUUCUCCUCUUCCCCGGUGGUGCAGACGCUGCUGCUGGCGCCGUCCAUGGAGGAGACGUACGCGCGCAUCAAGCAAGCCACAGGCAUCGUCGAGUUGGCCUGGCCCUCCAACCCCCCCCCCUCCGCCUCCGCCGCCUCACCAGCCGCCCUAGCGUCCACAGUGCAGGGCGAGUCAUCAUUGUCGCCGGACCUAGUGGUGUGUGGGGCGCAGCUGCUGCCCGACCCCAUGGCGCACGGCGUGUGGCCCGAUGACUACUCCAUCUCCGACCACGCCAUCCUCACUGCCGCCUUCACUGCUGCUCCCACCAGCACGUAG
Molecule: messenger RNA, 1764 nt
Organism: Closterium sp. Naga37s-1
Lineage: Eukaryota; Viridiplantae; Streptophyta; Zygnematophyceae; Desmidiales; Closteriaceae
Source: the annotation of a GenBank genome assembly